GUUUAUUCCUUGUCUUAUUGUCGGUGAUACGGCUGAUCGAUGAUGCAGAUGGUUGCACAAGCGCCAACUUCAGAGCCAUAUUCGUCGCACCCGCGAUCCAGGCAGUCACCUUUCUGUUUGCUAUGUUGCUGCUGCUCCUGGAGAGGAAGAAAGGCCUCAUCACUUCCGGGGUGAUGUUCACCUUCUGGCUGCUGCUCACACUGACUGGCAUCGUCCCCUUCUACUCCAUCAUCCUACAAGAGGAAGACAUGCAUCAUGCAUUUCAAGCAGUGACAUUCUACAUUUAUUAUGCCCUGGUUGCACUGGAGCUCUUCCUGGGCUGCUUUGCAGAAUCAUCCGACAAAAGAUCUACAGAUAAAACAGUAUGGCAUUCCUUAUAA
Messenger RNA from Haliotis rufescens (red abalone), 380 nucleotides. Its product is annotated as multidrug resistance-associated protein 1-like. The record is from RefSeq and is a predicted model, not a curated record. Bases 123 to 380 code for a protein of 85 amino acids. NCBI's taxonomy places the organism in Eukaryota, Metazoa, Mollusca, Gastropoda, Lepetellida, Haliotidae. The transcript has 3 exons.